AUGACAUGUGAAGCAUAUAUUUCUCCGAAUGUUGAGUGGUCACUAGAGCCAUCUACCUGGCUCGGACAAACCCUCCUCACGGGAACUGUAUGGUUUAUUCUUCGGCAGAUAUUUACAAAGCCCAUUGCGUGGACUCUGACCAUCUGGCUGUACAACAUCGUUACGUUUGUGUUCUUUCAUGCCAUUCUAGGAGAUCCUUUCAACCCAGAGUACUCGGGGCUGACCUUCUGGGAGCAGCUGAUGAUCCAGCUAAAGGGGUCAUCCGGCAUGAGUUUUUUCACUUUGUUCCCUGUGAUGCUAUUCCUGUGCGGUGCUCGGUUGGCAAAGUUCAACAAUGCCUUGUUCAUUCUCAACUUCAUUUCUCUUAUCCUUGUCGUUACGCCCAAGAUCAUAAUCUACGUGAUGUACUACUACAAGACAAAACAGGAACAGGAAAAAAAGAAAACCCAGAAAAUACGGAGAAAAAAGAACUCAUCAAGUGCGUAG
This is a messenger RNA of Nematocida minor, 486 nucleotides long. RefSeq lists its product as uncharacterized. The transcript has a single exon. Gene Ontology annotation, cellular component: endoplasmic reticulum membrane. Gene Ontology annotation, biological process: negative regulation of ceramide biosynthetic process; intracellular sphingolipid homeostasis; ceramide metabolic process. The record is from RefSeq and is a predicted model, not a curated record. NCBI's taxonomy places the organism in Eukaryota, Fungi, Microsporidia. The coding region runs from base 1 to 486 and encodes 161 amino acids.